This is a messenger RNA of Daldinia loculata, 1597 nucleotides long. RefSeq lists its product as uncharacterized. The transcript has 2 exons. The record is from RefSeq and is a predicted model, not a curated record. NCBI's taxonomy places the organism in Eukaryota, Fungi, Ascomycota, Sordariomycetes, Xylariales, Hypoxylaceae. Bases 235 to 1017 code for a protein of 260 amino acids.
CUUCAACCUAAACUGAGCAACUUUUGUAGAAACGUCAACCCUCGAUACGCGUGUCGUUGGAAUACCCCGAGAUGGCCCGCAAAAUGCCAGGCGCAUGUCUACAGAGUCUUAGUUGCCUGUAUGCAUGCGUAAGCGGAAUUCAAGUCUUCUUUCUACAUUAAUAGCCAACAUCCUCGGACCCCAUUUCUAAAGUGUAUAACCCAAUUCACUACCAACAGCUUAACAUCCACCAAAAUGAAGGUCUACACAGUCCUUACGCUCUUCGCGGCUACUGCCGUAGUAGCUCAGACGAAUACUCAGACGGAUACUCAGACGGAUACUCAGACUGAUACUCAGACUGAUACUCAGAAUGCUACGGCUGCAACCACAGCUACGGCGGCCGUAACCGCAACUAGUACGACCGCCGCCCGCGCGACUAGCGAUGGCACAGACGCUACCGCUAGCAGUGGCGCAAGCGACGCUGCUACCAGCUCGGGCACAGACGUUGCCAACAGUGCUGCCAGCAGUGCUACUGACAGCGCUGACGCUGACGCUAGCGCUACUAGCGAUGCAGUUGUAGAAACCACCGGCAGCGAUGUCGUUGUUGCUACCAGUGCCGGCGACGCUACAUCUCCUACCACUAUCAUUGUUCCCCAGAGCACAACCGAGGCGGGAUCCUCUGCCGUGGCCGAAACCGAUAUCGCCAGUACCACCGCUGCUCAGGAAGCGGGUACUACCGCCGUGGCUGGAACAGGAUCGGCCGGAACAGCUGGAACGGCUGGAACUGAUGUUGCUUCUGCAUCCUUCAGCUCAGGAUCGGGUGCUAAUGAUAUUUUCGCAACUAGCGUUACCGAUAGCGGAGAGGGAGAGGCUACUGCUACUCUAUCCGGCCCUACUUCCACUUUUGACAUCGGCGACUCGUCUGAGACUUCAAGCUCAACUGUCGUGCCGGAAGCAGGCGCCGGCGCCACAUUCGGAGCCGGCUCUAACAGCAUGUUAGCUCUUGUUGCUCUAGCUGCGGCCGUCCUGUUGUUUUAGAAGACAUGCGCAACGGGUCCGGACCGAAUAAGUUCGGAUGUGUGCAUAACAUCUACAUGCCGCAUAGGCCCAUCGCUGGAUAGCUGGAAGAUCUUCUAUCUAUCUGUUUAUCAUUUGCCUUUUUAGACAAUUCGAUUCGUUAUAUGUUCUCGCUCGCCGAGUCAACCAGGCCGGCCCUCGGGAGGCUGGACGGCUUGGCUGCUUUUGGUCAUUACUGAUCUUACUAUGCUUUUAACCGAUUUAAUCUGUUUUGGAAUACCGGGAACAAAAUUAUGGGUGGAUGGACGAUUCAUUGGGCCCGACCCGGCCCGGUAAUUCCAGCAUCGGAAAGGCGUUGCGGCAACCAUGCUCUGUAUAAGCUUGUAAUUGAACUAGACGUUGCACUUGGGCAACACCGAUUCCCCGCAGAUACUCACAAGCCAUAGUUUAGAAGACGAAGCUGGCUAAGUGGUGGUGUGCAUACUUGAGAAACUGGAGACAUAGUUAGCCAUUAGUUACAUAGAGUUGAGCUGCUUUGGUUGGUUUAAUUGGACAAAGUAUCUAAUAGUUUAACGCAAUGAAAAUCGUUGAUAUUUGUAAA